AUGAAUGGCAGUGAAUCUCCAUCAGGGGCCAAGCCACCGCUGGUGUCGGGUGGCCUUUCCAACGGCGACAGCGUUGCGGCCAGGAAGCGCAAGAAGGAUGGGCUGGCGCCGAUUUUAACGCAGAGCCCGGAGUCGGCAGACAAGACUGGGUUGCGCCAAGUGGCCGCGGCACACAUCGAGUUCGGCGUAUGCUAUGGGCAAGGUUUCUUGUCCAUGAACCAGACCUACGGGCCCCAGCAUUAA
Molecule: messenger RNA, 243 nt
Organism: Beauveria bassiana ARSEF 2860
Lineage: Eukaryota; Fungi; Ascomycota; Sordariomycetes; Hypocreales; Cordycipitaceae
Exons: 2
Coding region: 1-243 (80 amino acids)
Source: RefSeq, a predicted model, not a curated record